AUGGCCGCCGCCGGCGGGAAUCAGGAGGGGGGCCCAGGGGCGGGGCGCAUACGCGGCUUUGCCGCGGACGGCGCCUCCUCCAGCGCCCUCUACGUCGGGGAUCUGGACAAGGGGGUCGACGAGGGGCUCCUGUACCACCUCUUCUCCAGGGUGGGUCCGGUGGCGUCCAUCCGGGUGUGCCGGGACGCGGUCACGAGGCGGUCCCUGGGCUACGCCUACGUGAACUACAACACUGCGCUGGACCCCCAGGCGGCCCAGAAGGCGCAGGAAAAUCUGAACUACACACCUGUGAAGGGCAAGCCGAUUCGGAUAAUGAAGGCACAGAGGGACCCAGCUGCUCGGCGUUCAGGGGUUGCUAAUGUUUUUGUCAAGGGCCUGGACGACGAAAUCGACUCCCGCACACUACACGACACUUUCGAAGUCUUUGGCCCCAUCACUUCAGCCAAAGUGGCUAGGAAUGAAAUGGGUGAACCCCUUGGUUACGGAUAUGUUCAGUAUGACUCGCCAGAGGCGGCAGCGGCUGCUGUGCAGCGUGCCAAUGGCAUGCUCUUGAAGGGACGCCCACUUCAUGUGGCACCCUACAAAGAUAAAUCUGCCCGAGGUGUUGGCAGAGGGUUCACAAACCUCUAUGUCAAGUCAUUCCCUGAGGAUGUUAAAGACACUGAUGCAUUGCGGGCGUUGUUUGAGCCCUAUGGCCCGAUAACAAGUGUGCAUCUGGCAAAGGAUGAUGCUGGUAACUUGAAGGGUUUCGGGUUUGUGAAUUUUGAGAGCCCAGAGUAUGCUGUGAAAGCCAUGGAGGCUUUGAACGGCAAGGAAAUCGCAACUGGCAAGAUGUAUGUCGGGCCAGCUCAGAAGAAAGUGGUGCGUCAAAAACUCCUCCGUGAAAAGUAUGAGCAAAUGAAGCGAGACAGGCAACAGAGCACACAAGGGCGCAAUCUGUAUGUCAAACACAUCGGUCCGGACCAAAACGAUGAUGGUCUCAGGCAGAUGUUUGAAAAGUUUGGCACUAUCACAUCAGCAAGGGUGAUGACUGACGAUGCUGGCAAGAGCCGUGGCUUUGGCUUCGUCUGCUUCUCCACUGUUGAUGAGGCUACAAAGGCCCAGGCUGAGAUGAAUGGCGAGCAGUUCGACGGUCUGCAGCUUUAUGUGGCUGUCGCCCAGCCCAAGGAGGUGCGGCAGGCAGAGCUUGCCCGCCAGCGCAUGGCCGGCCUAGGGCUUGGAAUGGCCAAUGCCCCUAACCCUUACACGCAGAUCGUCCCACCAGGGAUGGUGCCAGCCCAGGUGUGGCCAUCCAACGCUGUGACGCAUCCUUACCAUGGGAAGCAUGGAGGCCGUUACCAAGGCAAGGGAGGCAGCUACCGUGGCAGAGGGGGCAGAGGCCUGAGGGGGCGAGGCUCUGGAAGGAUGCAUGGGCCAUUCGAUGUGGAGCUGCACCCUGCAGGCAUGAAGCCGAUCAACAUCGGUGACAUCGAAGGACCAAACCCUCCGGCUACAGGGCUGGGAACACAAGUGCUGGCAGCAGCAAGUCCACGGCAGCAAAAGGUCAUGUUGGGAGAGAGGCUGUAUCCAUUGGUAGCGCAACUGCAGCCUGACCGUGCCGCUAAAAUCACGGGCAUGCUCCUGGAAAUGGACAAUGCAGAGAUCCUGCUGUUGAUUGAGAACCCUGUGGCACUGCAGUCCAAAGUGGAUGAGGCUGUGACGGUGCUUGGGGAGCAUGGCUUGCUGAAGGAGAAGGCAGCAGCUGCGGCCGCAGCGGCAGCAGCUGGUACGGCAACUGGGGAGGCACCAGUCAAUACCUGA
This is a messenger RNA of Ostreobium quekettii, 1800 nucleotides long. Lineage: Eukaryota; Viridiplantae; Chlorophyta; Ulvophyceae; Bryopsidales; Ostreobiaceae. The record is from the annotation of a GenBank genome assembly.